Arctia plantaginis is the source of this 9018-nucleotide messenger RNA. Lineage: Eukaryota; Metazoa; Arthropoda; Insecta; Lepidoptera; Erebidae. The record is from the annotation of a GenBank genome assembly.
AUGCAUUUUACGUCGGGUGCAACAGAAAGCGUUGCGUGCGGCACGAGUUCAUCAUCAUCGAGUUCUUCUUCUUCAUCGUCGUCAUCUUCGUCCUCGUCUUCAUCGUCAUCGGACUCGGACACUGCAGACGCCGCUGGCGGCUCUGCACAUGCUUCUGCCGAUGACUCCAAUGUCGCUCUUGCUGCUGCAUGUCAAUUACAGGUCAUCGACGAUGCAGACCUUGCGGAACUAUUUCCAGAACAAACACCGAGCGCGCCGGCGCAACAACCCAAUUUCUCGACCUUUACAGUGCAAAACGCGGCUCCGGAUAGCGACGACAAAUCUAUUGCUGAUAAUGGUGACGGAUCCAGUAGUGAAAUGGAGCUGACGCCUCAGCUGGUGACAGCUGCAAUACAAAGAGCUACAGCUGAUUCAUCUGGUUCUGAAAAUGAGUGCUCGAAUACAGAUCCUGUUCACCCUAACACUACGCACUACGCAUCGAGUUUGCUACAAGAGUUUGUGGCGCGGACUCAAUUACUUAGUAGUACGGCACCACUAACUACAGCGCCAACAUCGUUAUCAUGCGGAAUAAAUACCAAUCCCAUUGAAGGAGUUGCGACAAUAAGCGACUGCGUACUCGGACAAAUUAACAACUUGUCGGAAAUAGCUCCUAUAUCUUCGAAUUUUUUAACAACAUCUCAACAUUUGAGUCCACAGCAAACUGAAGAACUUUCGCAAAUCAAUGAAGAUCUUGAAGAAAUAACUGGUGUGACCGACUCUGUAUCAAUGCCUAAUCCACCUAGUCUUGAUGAUUGUGUUGAUAAUAAUGAUUUCAUGAAUUUGGAUAUAACACAAGGAAAUUCGGAGUUAGGAAAUGCUAAUGAUCUCUUGAAAAGUUCUCCCUUAACAGUAGUUAGUUCAGAUAUUAAUGAUUUGAAUCAAGUAGACUCUCAAAAGUUGGAUACAAUUAGUACAAACUCUAUUGAAUCUCAUGAAGAUGUUAAAAACGUUAUCGUUGAAUCUAGAAGAAAAAGAGGGCGACCUCGAAAAGUACGUAAAACUGAGGAAGACAUUGAAUCUCAAAAAGAGGAUAAACCGGUAGUCAACGUAAUUAAUUUUCACAAUAACAACGAUCCUCCGAAUGUAUCUCCAGAUUCUGGCAUUCUCUCCAAUCAUAAUUCACCCACUCACUCGCCAUUACGGCGACAUGAAACAGAAGAAACAAAUAACAGACUCAGUAGAAAAUCCAUUCAAAAAGAAAACACUACUAGAGAAAGAAGAGCGAUGAGAUCGAAGUCCAAAAGUAAAUCACGCGCGAAUAAUAGAUCUGAUUCGAGUGAUUGUGAUUUUCAAAAAAAAAGAAUAGAAAGAGAAAUAAAACAAAUUAAAACGGAAGCGCCAUCGCCAGUACCACUAAAACAGGAACAGAAUAAGUUUGAAAAGAAUAAGAAAUCUGAUCACAAAUUAGAUAUAGCCGCGUUAGAUAGAAUGUUAUAUGCCACUGACAGAGUGUUAUACCCACCAAGGAAAAAAGUAGGCCGUAAACCACUGAGUAGAACCAAAACAACUAAGAGCACUCCCAAGACUUUAAAGGAUAAAAAUCAGUAUGAUUCUGGUGAUAGCGAUGACUCGGUACCUACCAACAGUGAAAAUGAAGCAGCUGCAGAUGAUCCAUUAGAUCCAACUUGGAAACAAAUUGACUUAAAUCCUAAAUAUAAAGAUAUUUUAUCGGGAUAUAAAAGUGACCACGAGUUCAAACCAUAUAAAAGCUGUAGUCGCCUCAUUGAAUCUGGAUACAAAAGUGAUUACGGGUGUCGGUCUGGUUACAAAAGUGAUUAUUAUCGAUCGGGCUACAAAACAGACCAUAAAUCGGGAUAUAAAAGUGACAAAUCGGGGUAUAAAACUGAUAAUAGUGUCAGAAGUAUGCGACGGCGCAUGAGAAAACUAAAGAAGACAAGAUCAGUAAGAGAUAGAUCGUACUAUAAAAAUCAAAAACAUUUUGUAUCAGAACAAGAAAUAAUAUCAUUAGCUAAUAAAACAUUUAGCAACUUGACUUUAGGUCACAGUUCAAGUGACUCUGAAAGCGAAAGCUAUUUACGGCAGACCAAUGCUACUCCGAAGUACACAAGUGUUUGCAUAAAAUAUCCACUGUCUUCAAAGUAUGAGUUCGGCUUUUCAAAGGUUCCUCAAAAGCAUGUGUUUAGACUAAAUACUUCUGACCCGUUUGCUCCUGGUCCAGUGUUUAGUGGUUUGCAACGUCCAGUAACAACACACAACAUUUUCAAAGUGAUAAACAACAAUAACAAUAAUACAUUGCUCAAGUCACCAAGUAAAGCUUCUAGUUACAUUGGGACCCCAUUACCAGCGUUAAAACCUGCAUUUACUCAUAAAUUUGGCAUUUCACCUAUUUGUACAGCAUCUAAACUUCAAGGUUCAAAGAAGGAAAAUGAUAACAGCUUCAAAUAUUUUUCUCGGAGUUUAUCGCCAAAAAAUAAAAAACAAUUAAAAAAUGUUAAUACGCAAUUUCUAAACGGAGCUAAAAAGGAAAAAGAAAUAGCACCUAAAUCUCUACCAGGUAUUUUUGAAAAAGCAAAAAAUACUUAUGUACCCAAUAAGUCUCUUUCAAGAAAUGUAUUUCUCAAUCUCAUAAAACCGCAUGUAAAAGCAUCGUUUCAUACUAAAAAACAUAGAAGGACAGUCGUUUUGGCACCACCGAAAAUAAACUUAAAACCUACUGAAAGAAUGUCUCGUCUGCCCGUCAAGACUGAGACCAAACAUCACAGACACAAAAGUAAGCGUAGACAUCGUUCUAGAUCCGUGUCUAAAUGUCGAGACGCUUAUACGAAAACUAUAGAAUCGGUUGAUCAAAAGUUCACUCAGGAUAUGGACAGCCUUGUUUCUAAUUUUAUUAAGUUAUGUCAAAUAGCACCAAAUUUAAUAGCAAGUGUUGCAGAAAACUUACCAAAAGCAGAAAAAACUUCAACAGAAAUAACGUCUACAAAGGUAGUAAAAAGAGGAUCAAAGAAACGUAAAACACUAGAUAAUCAAGAAGCAGCUACACCUACUUCUAAAAGAAGGCAUAAAAAACAACUAGCAGAAUCUCAAAGUAAAGGUGGUAAAGAUACCAACGAACAUAAAUUACCACUUAAAAAGAGACAUUAUCAUAUAAACUCAUCUACGGGUAAUUCGUUAAGCUUAAGCCUUGUGUCAACUGAGUUUGAUGAAAGUUCCAAAAAUAGCACCAGUCCGGAGAAGUUUUUAUGUACAGAGACGGAUUGCACAGGGGAAGUCCAAGGUAAUGCACCUGAUGAGUCACCCAAAUCGAAAUCUAUAAAUGAAAAAGCUAAGAAGAGUACUGAUGUUUCGAAAAAUGUAACUCAAACAAAUUUUUUGAAUACCGAAUCUUCAACAAAGACAUCAAAGCUUACUAUUAAUACUGACGCUAUUGAACUAGCGAAUAAAAUGGAUGAAUCUAAUACUGUUCUCAAUAAAAACCUUACCGCAAUACCUAUGCACGCCGAUGAUGAAUUAUCUAUCAAAAGACCUACUUCUGAGCAAUCCGAACUUUCAAAAAAAAUCUAUGAAACAUCAGAAAAACUAAAAGCUGUACACAAAAUGGUUAAUGACUUAGAAAAAUCUUUGCCGAAGUCGAAAGACGAUGUCAGAUCAGAAUCAAAUAAACAAGAUACUAUUAAAAUAUCAUCACCAAGAACUGAAGCCAAAUCAUCGCCUGUUCGGCAUUCAGCCCCUAUAGUCACUCCUAAAAAACGGCAUAGGUUAGAAGCUGACAAAGUCAUAUCUCAUUCAAGUUUAGACCAUGUUGUACAGUCUUUAUCUAAAAAGUUAUCAGAAGACAAAGCUGCAGCGAUAAAUCCAAAAGAAUCUAAAGAUGUCGAUCAAAAUGGUAACAAGGAGGAUACUUCAGAGUCAGAUAAACCUGAUUCGUUGACCUCAUCUAACGCUUCUACAAAUAAUACUUCUAUAGAUCCUUUAAAGAGUAUGUCAGCUCGAUCAUUGUAUAAAAGCUCCAUUCCACCGGCACAAAAAUCAGAAAUAAUGACUCGUAAAAAAAAUAGACUUGAAGGUUUGACGAGUAAUUUAGUAUCAAAAAUUAAUCCAAGUGCUGCUACAAAGGUUUUAGAUACUCUUUUAAAUAAUAAUAUUCGUAAAUCUAUAGAAUCUCGUAUCUUGGAAAAGGAAAAAAAUAGCGUAGAAACACCUGGUAAGGUUAUCGAUGAUAAAAAUAAAAGUAAAGAACAAACGCAAAUUAAUACCAGAGCUACAGUUAUUAAGUCACCUGUAUCAAAAGGUAAAGUUUUAGACACUAAGAAAACUAAAGGAUCAGAAUCUCCCCUUGGGCAGUCAGUUGUUGUAAACAUUGAUAAACCUACGGGUAUAUUUGAACCAUCUAUUGAUAUAGAGGAGCAAAUUCCUAAAUCAUCUAUAUGUGUUACGAAUGUAUUAACUGAUUCAAAUAAAGGGAAAUCAAAAAUUAAAAAUGAUUCUAAGAUCGUAACAAACGUAUUACUCGCUAGUAUUGAUACGGAGUCAGAAAUACCUUUAGCUUUAAUAUCAGAAACACCUGAUCCUAUCAUUCGACCGAAGAGAGGUGAAUCUAUAGCUGCGGUAAUAUCUGAUAAGCUCUCAGAAACAACAGGUGGUCAUAAUUUACGACAACCCAAAAGAAAUAUGAGUAACGACGAGGAUACAAAUGAGAAUAAGAGGAAGAAAAAAUCUAACAUUUUAAGAGAAAGUAAAUUAGUUUUACCAGCACGAGUACUAGUGACUAAAGUGCAGGCGGAACGGUUACAAAUAAAUGAUGCUUCAAAGAAGAUAAACUUGCAGCAUAAAAAAACAGAGGUACAUGAGUCUGCUGAAAUUAAAACGGUUGAUAUGAAAAAGAAAACCAGGAGACGUAAAGCAAUUAAUAGAACUGGUUUUCCUAGUGUUAAAAAGAAGAAGAAAAAAGUUGAUAACAUUCAAAAUCUAACAUCGGAUAGUCACUUUACUUCCGAUACUGAUAAUAACUCUGCCUUCGAAAGAGUGCCAAAGGAUGGAGAAGCAAUGAGUAGCUUUUUGGAACGCACUACUAAUAAGAAAGUUGAACUGAAAGUUGUCUUAAAUAAAGAUGAGUGUUCAAAGCAAGGUCGAUUAACAGUUGUAUCACUUGAAAAAUUGCAAGGUAAAGAUAUACCCAAUGAAAAUAAAAAUAAAACACACAAUAGUUUUGAAAAUGCGAGUAAUGAGAAAAAAAUACCAAAUUCAUCUAUUUUGCGAGCUCCAGCUUUACAGUUAAAGAGCAAAACUGAAAAAGAGAUCAAGAAUCACAUUAAUAAGUGGGAAGUAUUGAGUGAGACUGAUAGUAUUCCAUCAUUGACUAGCUCUCUUAGUAAUGAUCCAGAAGAUAGCAUACCUUUGAGCCUAUUAAAUUUGAAAUCUGACAGACCCGUAAGCCGUUUGAAUAAUCUUGAAAGGUUAAAACGGAAAACUAGAGCUUUAUCGCCUUCCCAGGAAAUCGAGGAAAUAUUUACGAAACGAAAAACAAUGGAAAAAAAUUCCAAAGGUUGUUUACGCCCGAAAUCAAGCCUUGCAGUGUUAUGUCCUAGUGAUAGGAGACUCACUAGAAGUUCUGAUAACCCAACUGAAGAAACUAAAAAUAAAAGAAAGAAAAUUGAAAAUCAAAACAUUGUUUCCGAUUCCGAAAAACUCAAUAUACCUGGCAGUGUAGGUGCCAGAAGAAAAUCUCGUGUCCAAUCCACUAAAAAGAGAGAAGCACAGUCAACUUCUCGAGAAAGCUCCUUAGAUACGGUGGUUAGCCGUAAAUUGACAUCUAAAUCUAGGGAACCGUCACUUGACACUCUUCGUGACAACGACGAAAAUGAUCCACUUCCACUGAACGAGAAGGAAAUAGAUUUUGAGAAAAGUAUUGACGUAUUGUCGAAAAACAUAAUAUGUAAGAAACGAGUAGCUUCAUCUCGUGAUGACAGCCCAGCUAGUAGUGUGGACAAUAGAGAUAAACCAGUUAUAUCGAAGAGAAAUCCGCGACUUCGUAAAAAGUUUCUAGCAGCUGGAUUGUUUUCUGAUUAUUAUAAAGAAGAUCCUAAACCGGAAGGAAAAGGAAAAAAUCUUGUUACUCAAACUGAAUUCCCACCUGGUCUCUUAGCACCACCACCGUACUGUGAACGGUGGGUUCGUCGAAGGCAACUGCACUUUACGCUUCCCUAUGACAUUUGGUGGCAACAACAUUACAAUCAGCCUGUUCCAUCAUGGAAUUACAAAAAGAUACGCACAAAUGUUUACUACGAUGUGAAGCCAUCCGCAGAAGAAUGUGAAAGUGUUGCGUGCAAUUGCGUUCCCUCAUCUGGAUGUAACGAGGACUGCAUUAAUAGACUUGUAUAUGCAGAAUGUUCACCACAAUUAUGUCCCUGCGGAGACAGAUGUAAGAAUCAACGUAUUCAACGUCAUGAAUGGGCUUCAGGUUUAGAGAAAUUUAUGACUGAGAAUAAAGGAUGGGGCGUACGCACUAAACAUAAGAUCGUGUCGGGAGACUUCAUAUUAGAAUAUGUCGGCGAAGUCGUAUCUGAUAAGGAGUUCAAGGAGCGUAUGGCGACACGUUAUGCUCGUGACACACAUCAUUACUGCUUACAUCUGGACGGUGGGCUCGUGAUUGAUGGUCACCGUAUGGGGGGUGAUGGGCGGUUUGUCAACCAUUCCUGUCGACCCAAUUGUGAAAUGCAGAAGUGGACUUCGAAUGGUACUUUCAGAAUGGCACUUUUUGCACUUCGCGAUAUUGAACCUGAUGAAGAACUUACCUAUGAUUACAACUUUUCACUUUUCAACCCUGCUGUUGGUCAGCCGUGCAAAUGUGACUCUGAAGACUGUCGUGGGGUAAUCGGUGGCAAGUCCCAAAGAAUAACUAAGCAGCCGUUGAAGACGCAAUCCCGAACACCAUCGAAUGCUUCCAAUCAGUCGCAGGGCUCAAAUGGAAACCAACCGCGUGUCGGCCGGCCGCGAAAGUCUGCAAAGUGUAAUAAAAAAUCAGAACAACAGGGGCUUUCUUCGUGCGAUAUUAAGAAUAUGACGAUAUUGAAGUACCAACAACACCUUAACAAAUUAUGGCAGGAACCACAAAUGAAACCGCUAGGUGCUAAAGAAAAGAUUCUCGUCAGGGACAGGCACUGCUUCCUAUUGAGAAACUUGGAGAAUGUGCGGCGUAUACGCGAUCGUCUGUCUUUGGCAUUGCCAACAUCACCGCCCCACUCGUCGACACCUCCAACACCUGGGCCAGCAGCUGUGGUAAAUAGCUCUGCAACAGCUUCAACUGUUGUUGCUAAUAAAAGCAGCGUAUGCACCGUAGACCCAUUGGCACCAUCGCGAAAUAUGGAUGAAGUGGGCGCGUUGGCAAGGCUACGUGCGCUACGAGAUGCUACACCACGCGCAUCUCGCCCAAAAGACGAUCCUACAGCGCCACGUGCUCAGCGACUCGCAACCAUACUAAAAGCUAUUUGCCGUACGCUGCUUGAUUGCAAAGACGACAAAGAUCGUCAAUUAUGUGCACCACUUAUGCGCACUAAGGGUGAGCGUGGUAAACCUCAAGAAGGCGAUGCUUUAGAUCUUGCUACGUUGGAAGCUAAUGUGGAAGCGGGACACUACACUACGCUUUUACAAUUCGAUUCUGACGUUGCAACUAUCCUCGCGAGCUUCAUGCGUGAACAUGGUCGUCUUUCUACCAUAGGAGCUGCCGCUGCUCAACUUAGAAAGGUAUACAAUACUACCAAGGCUGAGUAUGCCGAUCUGCUUACUAGAGUUCUCGGUCCCGAUGAACCUCUGCCUUCUGGAUUUUUGCAGAAAACUAAAACAGACGAGGUAAUAAUGUGCAUCUGCGGCCUACACGUGGAGGAGGGGCUGAUGGUGCAGUGCGGCGGCGCGGGCUGCGGCGUGUGGCAGCACGCGCGCUGCAUGCGCGUGGCCGACACGCGCGCGCCGCACUACUGCCACCACUGCGCGCCCGCCAAGGUCGAUCGAGAAAUUCCAUUGGACGAGUACACGGAGGAGGGCCACCAGUUCUAUUUGUCGCUGAUGCGCGGUGACUUACAAGUUCGACAGGGCGACACUGUGUACGUGUUGCGGGAUAUUCCUAUUUGCGAUAGCCAUCCAGACGUGAGCCAGAAAUCCAAGGACAAAACUGAGUCUCUAAAAACCAAACGCGUUGAUAGAAAGAAGUUGAAGAAUAUUGCUAAAGGGAAAGAUAAGACUGAAGACAAUAUACAGAAUAAGGAUGGCGAGGUGCGUAAGCACACAUAUCAAACAAUUGGCGAAAUACCUGUGUCGGAACUGGACAUAUUCCGUGUGGAACGACUAUGGAAGCAUAAAGACACCCAAGAGAGAUAUGUCUACGGGCAUCAUUACCUGAGACCACACGAGACCUUCCAUGAACCUACAAGGAAAUUUUUCCACAAUGAAGUAAUGCGUGUACCCCUUUACGAGAUAGUACCGAUUGAGCUUGUUAUGUCACAGUGCUGGGUUAUGGACCUCAACACUUAUUGCAAGGGUCGUCCAGUGGGUGCGGCGGAGCCACACGUGUACAUCUGCGAGUUGCGCGUGGACCGCACCGCUCGCCUCUUCACCAAGAUCUCGCGCCCCAAAUACCCCAUUUGCACUAGACCUUACGCCUUCGACCACUUCCCGCAUCGCCUUAAGAUCACACGUACUUACGCUCCUCACGAAGUAUCGCCGGAGUAUUUAAAAGGCAGAGCGGCUCGCAAUGCAGCAGUAGCAAUAGAGAAAAAUGGCAAAGGUGUUUCUAAAGAUACAAAAAAUAAAACUACAGCAAUUUCCGUGGCAGAUGUUACUAAAGGUUGCGGAGCGGGGCGCGCGAGUACGAACUCCGGUGCGGGAUGCGGUGCGCGGUCGGCGGCGGCGCAGAAGGAGCGCGUGAACGGCAUCGCGCGGCGGCUGCUGGCGCGCGGCGGCUCGCGCGCGCCGCUGGACGCGUCCUACCUGCUCGCGCCGCGCCGCGCCCGCCGCUCCGUGUCCUGA